Messenger RNA from Humulus lupulus (European hop), 1565 nucleotides. Its product is annotated as protein RGF1 INDUCIBLE TRANSCRIPTION FACTOR 1. The transcript is spliced from 4 exons. Lineage: Eukaryota; Viridiplantae; Streptophyta; Magnoliopsida; Rosales; Cannabaceae. The record is from RefSeq and is a predicted model, not a curated record. The coding region runs from base 287 to 1051 and encodes 254 amino acids.
CAAAGAAAAAGCAAAACUAGAAAUUAAGAAAAAUAAACUCGUUAAUAUUCAUUACCACACCCCUCUCAGAGAGUACUGGUGUCAGCUCAACCAAGCUAGCUUAUAGAGAGAGAAAGAGAGAAAGAAAGUUCGUCUCUCAGCUGGGUCUUAGCUUGCACGACUUCUCUCUAUACAUAUUUCUCACUCACUCUUUCUUUCUUUGUAUUUACAUAUAUAUAUAUAUAUAUUAUAACUCGAAAGAAGAAAGAAAGCAAGGAAAUUCGAAGAGAGAAAGAGAGAGAGAGAGAUGGUAAGAGAAGUAUAUGGUUCAGGAGCAGGUAUGGAUACGAAUAUGAAGCCUGCAUGGCUAGAGGGUCUGAUGGCUGAGACAUUCUUUGGUGGUUGUGGGGUCCACGAGAAUCGCAGGAAGAACGAGAAGAACGUUUUUUGCUUGCACUGUUGCCUUAGUAUUUGCCCCCACUGUCUUCCUUCUCACCGCUCUCACCCCCUUCUCCAGGUCAGGCGUUAUGUUUACCACGACGUUGUUCGAUUGGGGGAUCUAGAAAAGCUCAUCGACUGUUCUUUCAUUCAGCCUUAUACCAUUAACGGUGCCAAAGUGAUUUUCUUGAAUCAAAGGCCACAGUCUAGGAGUUGCAAAGGAACUGCUAACAUUUGCUUCACUUGUGAUCGAAUUCUCCAAGAGCCAUUUCACUUCUGCUCUCUCUCAUGCAAGGUUGAUUUUAUGGUGAAUCAAGGGGACGAUUUGACAACAAUUCUCUACCGUUUUGAUGAGUCCGAUUUCACAAUUUCUCAAUUCGAGGGAUUGAGGAUGGAUGGUUCUGAGGUCACUGACGAUGAAAAUGGUCCAAUUUUGGAAGAUCAUCACCCAUUGCACUCAUCCGGCUCCCGUGAGGCUUCUAGCAACUCGGCUAUUUCACGGGAACCGGCCGCCGCAGCCACCACCGAUUCUGUGAAGAAGAAGAAGAAGAAAGGCAGUGGCUUUCUUCCUGGAAUUGUUCUUUCCCUUAGCAGCAGGAGAAAGGGUGCUCCUCAUAGGGCUCCCCUUUCCUAGACUCUUGCUAGUGGUAAUUAAACUCGUAGGGACUUACUUGGAAAUAAAAAAUAUAGCUCCUUGCAUUUGCAUUUUAAUUAAUUUUACGCUCUGCUCUUAUAAAUAUAUGUAAUGUCCCUAUUAGGUAUCUUAUAAUUUAAGUCUCGUCGUAUCUUCAAAAAAUAAAAAAAAAGAUCUUAGGGCCGGUGAUCAUUAUUGCCUAGAUAAGUCUUGUUACUAAAAAUAUGUAAUGUUAUGGCAUGGUUUGGAGUCUGUACUGAGCGUCAUUUUUUUUUAGUGGGGAUGUGUGUGGAGUAUUUCCAUUACUGACUUCAGGUGGGUGUGGAGGGACUGAAUGGAAGUAAGUUGGGGCUCUCAACUCCACCAAUUUUGUAUUUGAUGUAAUGGAACUUGCGGUAUAUAUAAAGUUUAAUAUUAAUAUAUUUAUAUAUAUAUAUAUAUAUCUUUUUAAGAUUAAAUUGGGACCAGUGAAUUGUAUUAUUCAUUUGGAUCAGACAUUGAAUUCUAUUUCCCA